CAAACUUUAUUGUCGGCUUUAACAUCUUUUACUCUACGAAACCAACAACGAACCCACUAAAAACUAAAAAGGACCCAACUAUUAUGUCCAAUAUUACACUAACUAGUACUUCACUUGUAUUAUAUUACCUCAAGUGCUCUACCCUUCAUUAGUUCAUUCUACCACUAGCUCACCUCACUCAUGGAUGCUCAAUUACAACCCCAACAAAUUCAUCCCACCAAUUGUCACCACCACACCCAAAGCCACCCAAGCCGUAGUAACAGCACUCCUGAAAUCGACUCAUCGUUGUCGUCGCGGUCAUCAUCAAUUUUACCUUCAGUAAUCACCAAUACACUGUCAUCGUCAGAUUCACUACCCAAGUCGACUACCUUUAUUGAUGCCGGUCACUACUCAACGCUCAUCAACAACAACAUCGAUCUCUUGUAUAACGAUUUUAACCACGAUUUCGACUACUCAACUCUACUCUUAGAGUCAGACAACAGUACCAUCCUUCAUAUAGCAGCGAGUCUUGGCCUAACAAAAAUAAACACAAUUAUUCAAAAAAGUCCGCAACUUGUUUACCUUCGAAACAAUAAAGGUGAUCUACCUAUUCAUGUUGCUGCACGGUUGUGCCAGCUUGAGGCUGCUAAGAGUCUACUUUUUUGGGUUCAUACCGACUUGAUUUCUGAUUUGUUGAAGACGAAAAACGAAGAUGGAAAUACUGCUUUACAUAUAGCGUUAGAGAAUCAACAAAAGGAUAUGGCUAAGUUUUUGUUUGCAAAAUGUCCAAAGACGUUCUAUCAGUUGAAUGGACAUGGGUUUUCUCCCCUUUAUUUGGCUAUCGAAGCCGAGUUUUGGGAUCUUGUUAAAUUCAUGCUUUCUGAAGAUUUUGUUACUUCAGAGUCUGAGGACCAAUUAUUAGCAUCUUCGGCAAAAUCAGUUGUUCAUGCUGCUAUUCUAGCAGAAAAGAAAGAUGUCUUCGAAAUGAUGUAUCAAAAUUACAACGAUAUGGUCUUAUACAAGACAGAUGAACAAGGAAAAACACCAUUGUCAUACGCUGCUUAUACAGACUUCCUAGACGGGGUUAAGUGCAUACUCAGUGAUAAGGCGUCUCAAAACCAAGCCUACAAAAUCGACGAAAAUGGCUACUAUCCAAUCCAUUGGGCUUGCAGCGGAGGCAAUGUUGAUAUAGUCAAGCUCUUUAUAUCCUAUUUGCACGAAAACACGAGGUUUAUGCUAACCAAAAAUGGCAGGAACAUCCUUCAUGAGGCUGCCGCAAAUGGGAAAGCCAAGGUUGUCAAAUUUAUCUUAGGACAACCGGAGCUUGGGAUGAUGAUCAACAUGAAAGAUGGAGAAGGCAACACUCCCUUGCAUUUGGCUUCUAAGUGGAAACAUCCUAAGGUGGUUUAUGAGUUUACUUGGGAUAAGAGGGUCAAUUUAUCGGCUCAGAAUAAGGAGGGAUGCACUGCCCUUGAUAUUGCCGAGGCUAUUGGACUAUUCGGAGAUCACAUUCCUUUGUUUGAAGAGCGGUUGACUUGGUUAUCCUUGAGAAAUGCCGGUGUCCCAAGAGCCCCACAACUACACAACGUAAACAUACAAAUAAUAGGGCAAGACACGGCUAGGAAUAACUCUUUUAAUACCCAACACGCUUACAUGUUCCUUGAUCCACAAGGAAAUACAAUAAGAAAUCACCCCUUAAGGAAACGUAAACACAAGUUCAAGGAAAGAAUCAACACACUUCUAUUGGUAGCUACCCUAGUAGCCACCGUAACCUUCGCCUCCGGCUUCACCGUUCCAGGUGGUUAUAACAACAACAAUCCCAAGGUAGGUAUGGCUACCCUAGCCCACAAGUGUGCCUUCCAAGUUUUUGUGAUUUCCAACACCAUCGCGAUGUAUACCUCCAUCCUCACAAUGGUCACCCUCAUUUGGGCUCAGCUAGAUGAACUUAGGCUUGUGUUGCUAUCACUCGACUUUGCGGUACCCUUGCUCGGGACUUCCCUAGCCAUGAUGUCGGUGGCGUUCAUGGCGGGUUUGUAUGUGGUGUUGUAUAGUGUAGUUUUUUGGGUAGGGCUUGUGGUAUUAGUCGUGGGAGGGAUGUUUUUAGGUGCAUUAUUGGUUUUCUUUAUUCCUCUCUAUUCUCCAAGGUCUUGUAUUAGGAAUAAGAUCUUGCGUAAUGUUUUUCAUGUUCCCUUCACACUUAUGUUGUUAGCUUGUGAGAAGGAUAAGAGUGGAAAGCAUUAUUGAUUUUCUCUGUAUAUGUUAAGGGAUGUAAAUUAAAGUAUUGUUAAUUAAUGGUCUCUAGUUAGUACAAACUUACAAUAACUCAUUGGGUUCUUAGUUCUUACAAUAACAAUUGUUGAAAUGAAACUACGGGCCCGAUCUUUAUAUGGGCUCUUAGCCA
Messenger RNA from Chenopodium quinoa (quinoa), 2380 nucleotides. Its product is annotated as protein ACCELERATED CELL DEATH 6-like. Gene Ontology annotation, molecular function: protein phosphatase 1 binding; protein phosphatase regulator activity. The transcript has 3 exons. The record is from RefSeq and is a predicted model, not a curated record. NCBI's taxonomy places the organism in Eukaryota, Viridiplantae, Streptophyta, Magnoliopsida, Caryophyllales, Amaranthaceae. The coding region runs from base 181 to 2223 and encodes 680 amino acids. Gene Ontology annotation, cellular component: plasma membrane.